CUUACACCUACACCCUCGAACCCAGUUUGCGGGGGAGAUCUGCAUCACCUCCUGGGGGCACAGCCAGGCCCUUUCCUGGGGUGUGGAAAAUACAUAGUUUCUUCUAAACAUCAAGGCAACUGAAGAGGUUGAACCACCCCUAAGCUCCUAAAUUAAAGUCCCUCAGAACCUCCCUGGGCUCACCUUGUCUUACGGACCCUACCUCCUCUUAGGUUGGAACACAAAGUUCUCCCUGGCCCCAAAAGCUGGGGAUACUCCACGCUGUGUCAUUAAAAGAGCAGUGUACCUUCUCCCUCCCUUUCCCCUUCCCUCCAGCCACGUUCACCCAAUGGAGUUACAGCCUCAGGCAUUUCUAAAAUGGUUCAAUUUUUUCAUUGGGAAGUUAGUGUUGGUUAAAGUGCUUGAUUGGCAGCCCAUGGGAAUUGGAGGCCUUUAUCCUCUGACUGGGAUCAGCCCGAGUAGCAGUAGAACAAGUUUUUCUCCCUGUACAUUGCAACUGCCAUUGCAGUUUAUAUGGAUGAGUACAGAUGUGUGAGAUGUUUUCUUGUAUCAAAUUGUAACAUUGUCAACCAAAUUCCUAACAGGCUAAACACGUAACUUACAGCCAGUCUCUCACUUUGUUUUUACCUUUUUUCUCUCUCUUCAUGACUUUAUUCCACUUUCUUUUUUUCCCAUAUAACUAGAUCUUUUUAUGUUGUCUUCAGUGUCUAUUUUUCCCUUUACCUCACUACAAGAAUUAAACCUACUAAUCAAAGACAGACAUGAAAAGAUUUUGGGUCCCGCUGUCCAAAGCAAUGAAAGACUCUUUCCCUCUUCUUUUCCUCCACAAGCCCUGCAUUUGAAUUCUGAAUCCCAUUUUUUGUUUCUAUCUCCAUUUCAGCUUUCUGAUUGCUGAGACACAGAUUGGGUAUUCUCUGCUAUUCUGUCUCUUUCCUGGUCUCCAUAUUUAGGUGUGUCUCAUGCCCUCCUCCACCACUUUUACACAGCAUCAGUGCUGUAGGUGCUGGGAGGUUGCCAACGUGUGAGACUGACCUGAUUCUUAUCCUGGUCUGUUUCACAGCUGCCCACUAGGUUCCGAAACAACAGUAAAACCAAAAACAAGAUUCUAGUUAAACUUCCACUCUGCAACAAUUUGACAAAGCUCCUGGCAGCACCAGUAGUACUAGAUCCAUCUAUCUGCAGAGACAGACUGAUGUAGCUGCAUCAUACUUUGCAACUGAGUCAGAUGGGGGCCUGUAUAUUUGUAUGAACACGUUCCUGGGCUUCGGGAAGCAAUAUGUAGAGAAGUACUAUGGGAAAACAGGCCAUCGGGUCUAUCUGCAUCUCAAGAGAACACGCAAGCUGAAGGAGGAAGACAGUAGCUCCAGUGCUGGAGAUCCCCCCAGGAAGAAACCCACGCGCUUAGCUAUUGGCAUAGAAGGUGGGUUUGACAUCCCAGAGGAGAAGUUUGAAUAUGAUGAAGACAUAAAAAUAGUUAUUUUCCCAGAGCACCUGGAGAUCCCACGGGAUGGGCUGGGGGGGCUGCCAGACAUGGUCCAAGACAGGAUUGCCAGUGCGGUUGAGGCUAUCCUGACAGCAGAUUCAGCCUCGCGGAAGCAGGAGGUGCAGGCAUGGGACGGAGAAGUUCGGCGUGUUUCCAAACAUGCUUUCUCCCUGCACCAGCUACAGAACAGCGUCCGCAUCCCUCCAUGUGGCUGGAAAUGCAACAAGUGCGACAUGCGUGAGAACCUGUGGCUCAACAUGACUGAUGGAUCCAUCCUGUGUGGCCGGCGCUACUUUGAUGGCAGUGGCGGCAACAACCAUGCAGUUGAGCAUUAUCGGGAGACUGGCUACCCGCUGGCUGUGAAACUGGGAACCAUCACCCCCGAUGGGGCUGACGUGUACUCCUAUGAUGAGGAUGAUAUGGUGCUGGAUCCUAGCCUGGCUGAACAUCUGGCUCACUUUGGGAUUGACAUGCUCAAGAUGCAGAAGACAGACAAGACAAUGACCGAGCUGGAGAUUGACAUGAAUCAGCGCAUUGGGGAGUGGGAGCUGAUCCAGGAGUCUGGGGUGCAGCUCAAACCCCUCUAUGGCCCUGGUUACACUGGCAUCCGAAACCUGGGCAAUAGUUGCUACCUCAAUUCUGUGGUGCAGGUGCUGUUCAGCAUCCCUGACUUCCAGAGAAAGUAUGUGGACAAGCUGGAGAAGAUAUUCCAAAGUGCUCCCUCAGACCCCACGCAGGACUUCAGCACACAAGUAGCCAAAUUGGGCCACGGGCUACUCUCUGGGGAGUAUUCAAAGCCAGCCUCUGGAGAUGGGGAACAGCAACCGGAUCAGAACCAGAAGGGCAUGCAGGAUGGCAUUGCUCCACGCAUGUUUAAAUCUCUCAUUGGCAAAGGGCACCCAGAAUUCUCCACCAAUAGGCAGCAAGAUGCCCAGGAGUUCUUCCUGCAUUUCAUCAACAUGGUAGAGAGGAACUGCCGCAGCUCAGAGAAUCCCAAUGAGGUCUUCCGUUUCCUGGUGGAGGAGAAGCUCAAGUGCCUGGCCACAGAAAAGGUGAAAUACACCCAGCGUGUGGACUACAUUAUGCAGCUGCCCGUGCCCAUGGAUGCUGCACUCAACAAAGAUGAGCUGCUGGAAUAUGAGGAGAGGAAGCACCAGGCAGAAGAGGAAAAGCAGCCACUGCCUGAACUGGUCCGAGCCAAGGUGCCUUUCAACUCCUGUCUAGAGGCCUAUGGCGCUCCAGAGCAGGUGGAUGACUUCUGGAGCACAGCCUUGCAGGCCAAGUCUGUGGCUCUCAAGACAACCCGGUUUGCCUCCUUCCCAGACUAUCUGGUGAUCCAGAUCAAGAAAUUCACUUUUGGCCUGGAUUGGGUACCCAAAAAGCUCGAUGUCUCUAUCGAAAUGCCAGAGGAGCUGGACAUCUCUGCGCUGCAGGGGACAGGGCUGCAAGCUGGUGAGGAGGAGAUGCCCGACAUCGCACCUCCACUGGUGACGCCAGACGAGCCCAAAGGUAGCCUGGGGUUCUAUGGCAACGAGGACGACGACUCCUUCUGCUCCCCUCACUUCUCCUCUCCAACAUCCCCCAUGUUGGAUGAGUCAGUGAUUAUCCAGCUGGUGGAGAUGGGCUUUCCCAUGGAUGCCUGUCGCAAAGCUGUGUACUACACAGGGAACAGCGGGGCUGAGGCUGCCAUGAACUGGAUCAUGUCGCACAUGGAUGAUCCAGAUUUUGCCAACCCUCUGGUUCUUUCUGGAUCUAGUGGGCCAGGUUCCACCAUCAUCUGUCCAGACCCCCCUUCAGAAGAUAGCUUGGCCACCAUUGUCUCCAUGGGCUUCUCCCGAGAUCAGGCUAUGAAAGCCCUAAGAGCCACGAGUAACAGUCUGGAGCGGGCUGUGGACUGGAUCUUCAGUCACAUUGAUGACCUGGACGCAGAGGCUGCCAUGGACAUCUCAGAGGGGCGAUCGGCAGCUGAGUCCAUCUCUGAAUCUGUCCCUGUGGGUCCCAAAGUGCGCGAUGGGCCUGGAAAGUAUCAGCUUUUUGCCUUCAUCAGCCACAUGGGCACUUCCACCAUGUGUGGCCAUUAUGUUUGCCACAUCAAGAAGGAUGGCAGGUGGGUGAUUUACAAUGACCAGAAAGUCUGCGCCUCUGAGAAGCCACCCAAGGAUCUCGGUUACAUCUACUUCUAUCAGCGGAUUCCCAGCUAGAACCCCCUCCUACUGUGUGCAGAGUGGGGAAGCAGGCUGCUGGCAUGAGGAGGGAGAGGCAGUGACAAUAAAUACAGAGAAGCAGUGCACAUUCUUUCACCCCACUCCCCGCUGUGUCUCCAUCUAUGCCACUGCUGUAACUCUGGGGGCAGGCAUUCCUUGGCUAAUAAAACUGGGGGCUGGGGCCCCCAUGGACAUGAGUGAAGAGGGGUGGGCAGAUGGAUUUGUUUCAAUAUAAAAUCUCUCAUUACCCCUUACUCCAAGACAGCCUCUAGUGCUUUGCUGCUUGGUGUAAUUAUGCCAUCCCCUUUCACGCUGAAAGGGGAGGGGGUGACGUGUGUGUGUGUGUGUGUGUGUGUAUGUGUGUGUUUAGCUUCUCUCCCUUAUCCCCCCUUCCCAAAAGAGGGUGCUAUGCAGGAAAUAAUGUGGGCCAUAAUUAGCACCACUUCCUCCUUGUGUGCCCCUUAAAUGCCAAAAUACAUGAAGGAUAAAAUAAAAAUCUGAAUACCCCCUGGCUUCUGUCUGUCCCAUAUGUUAGUGGGGGGCCCCGUCAGCUGGGGUAUCUGAACUCCUUCCUCAUCUAACACAGUGCUCAGUGUAACCCUGCCACUGGCAGUUCUCCUCUACUUUGGCAUAUGAGCCCUUGUGCUAAGCUUGGAUGGGAGACCUCACUGUAAAGCUAGAUGCUCUCCUGUCUUUGUCAGCACCUGUUGUCCUAGCAUGUGGACAGUGACGUGAUGCAGGAGAUAUAUCUGUUAAAGCAGAGGUGAAAGAUGGCUGUGCUACCUGUAGCUAAUAAAUAUCCCAUCAAGUGGGGGCAUUUGCCCCUG
Molecule: messenger RNA, 4514 nt
Organism: Dermochelys coriacea (leatherback sea turtle)
Lineage: Eukaryota; Metazoa; Chordata; Testudines; Dermochelyidae
Gene: USP5
Product: ubiquitin specific peptidase 5
Exons: 20
Coding region: 1246-3684 (812 amino acids)
Biological process (GO): protein deubiquitination
Molecular function (GO): zinc ion binding; protein binding; cysteine-type deubiquitinase activity
Source: RefSeq, a predicted model, not a curated record